AUCUGACCCAUAUUUCAAUCUGUCAAAAUUGGUUUUUGUAAUGUACUCAACAAGACGAACAAUUUGAUACCCAUGACGACUUGUUAUACUGGGUGCGGGGGUCAAGUUGAUAUUUGGCUCAUAGGUAGCCUGCACUAAAACAGAUGACAACAGAUUUCAUGACAUGGUGGCUAUUGGCUAAGUACAUGUACAUCAAACUGCUUUUCUAUUUGCAAAAAUGGAAAAUACAUUUGGGGAAAAACAACAAUGAAUGUCAUAACAAUUGAAAGACUCAUUAUAGAUGGAUUUAAUGACUUUGAUUUGACAAUUAAAAAGGGAAAUCUAAUAUUGCAUAAUGGAAAAUUGGAAAUACUGAUUUUUAAAACAUUUCAGUAUUUUGAAAAUCUACCACGGCCACAAUGUUUUUGGACAAUUGGUAAGUUGUCCAUACAAAUCUUACUUUUUUAUCAAAAUGAAUACUAAGCACUGUAAAAGUACAAAACUGUUCUCAAGUGGAGUGAGUGUAACUUUAAGUGGGUGCAACACAAAUUUGCUUCAAUGCUUGGGAGAUUACUGUGUGAAGUUAGGAUAAAGUCAUCAUUUUUACUGAAAUACUCUACUUUAUCCAGUAUUUAUGUAAACAAACUAUAUGAUACGGACUGUAUAAUAUAUAUACCAGUAGAUCUUGUAGCCUGAUUAGAAAGAUAUGCUUUCAUAUAUAUAUUUAGCAAGAAAAUGAACAAAUGAAGGAGCUAAAAACGACAUACCCUCCCUUAAGCUGGAAUUAUUGUUAUGACUGCAUUGUUGGAAUGGAUUAUUUUCUAUGGCGGAGGUAUCAUCACUGGGCACUGGUUUACUUGAUUGUGGGCGCUUCCUUUUGUUGGAGGGACUUGGUGCUGUAUUAAAAUCAACUGAUGUCGAUCUAAAAGUAGAAAUGCAAAGAUUAUUUAGUUAAAAUCCAUUUAAAUGUCUUAAAAAGACUUCACAAUAUGCAUGACUUUUUCACUGAUUUGUCAAAAAGCAGUUUCAACCAAUAUCAAUAUCUUACCAAGCUCUUAUAUACCAAGUGCAACCAAUAUCAAUAUUUUACCAAGCUCUUAUUUACCCACUGCAACCAAUAUCAAUAUCUUACCAAGCUCAUAUUUACCCACUGCAACCAAUUUCAAUAUCUUACCAAGCUCUUAUAUACCAAAUGCAACCAAUAUCAAUAUCUUACCAAGCUCUUAUUUCCCACUGCAACCAAUAUCAAUAUCUUACCAAGCUCUUAUAUACCAAGUGCAACCAAUAUCAAUAUUUUACCAAGCUCUUAUUUACCCACUGCAACCAAUAUCAAUAUCUUACCAAGCUCUUAUUUACCCACUGCAACCAAUAUCAAUAUCUUACCAAGCUCUUAUUUACCCACUGCAACCAAUAUCAAUAUUUUACCAAGCUCUCAGAUCCAGUGCAACCAAUAUCAAUAUCUUACCAAGCUCUUAUUUACCAAGUCCACCCAAUAUCAAUAACUUAUUAUACAGUUAUGUUGUUAUCUACCAAGCGCAACAAAUUGGUUUAAUUUAGCAUGUUGUUAUUAUGCAGUGCAACCAAUAUCAAUAUCUUACCAAGCUCUUAUUUACCCAGUGCAACCAAUAUCAAUAUCUUACCAAGCUCUUAUAUACCAAAUGCAACCAAUAUCAAUAUCUUACCAAGCUCUUAUUUCCCACUGCAACCAAUAUCAAUAUCUUACCAAGCUCUUAUAUACCAAGUGCAACCAAUAUCAAUAUUUUACCAAGCUCUUAUUUACCCACUGCAACCAAUAUCAAUAUCUUACCAAGCUCUUAUUUACCCACUGCAACCAAUAUCAAUAUUUUACCAAGCUCUUAUUUACCCAGUGCAACCAAUAUCAAUAUUUUACCAAGCUCUUAUUUACCCACUGCAACCAAUAUCAAUAUCUUACCAAGCUCUUAUUUACCCAGUGCAACCAAUAUUAAUAUUAGUUACCCAGUGAAACCAAUAUCUUACCAAGCUCUUAUUUACCCACUGCAACCAAUAUCAAUAUUUUACCAAGCUCUUAUUUACCCACUGCAACCAAUAUCAAUAUCUUACCAAGCUCUUAUUUACCCACUACAACCAAUAUCCAUAACUUAUUAUACAGAUAUGUUGUUAUCUACCAAGCGCAACAAAUUGCUUAAAUUUAGCCUGCUGUUAUUAUGCAGUGCAACCAAUAUCAAUAUCUUACCAAGCUCUUCUUUACCCACUGCAACCAAUAUCAAUAUUAGUUACCCAGUGAAACCAAUAUCAAUAUCUUACCAAGCUCUUAUUUACCCAGUGCAACCAAUAUCAAUAUCUUACCAAGCUCUUAUUUACCCACUGCAACCAAUAUCAAUAUCUUACCAAGCUCUUAUUUACCCAGUGCAACCAAUAUCAAUAUCUUACCAAGCUCUUAUUUACCCAGCGCAACCAAUAUCAAUAUCUUACCAAGCUCUUAUUUACCCAGUGCAACCAAUAUCAAUAUCUUACCAAGCUCUUAUUUACCCACUGCAACCAAUAUCAAUAUCUUACCAAGCUCUUAUUUACCCAGUACAACCAAUAUCCAUAACUUAUUAUACAGUUAUGUUGUUAUCUACCAAGCGCAACAAAUUGCUUUAAUUAAGCAUGUUGUUAUUAUGCAGUGCAACCAAUAACCAUAACUUAGCACGCAGUUAUUUCCCCAAUGCAACCAAUAUCCAUUACAUGUACUUAGUAUGUAUUUAUUUACAGCGUGCAACCAAUACCCAUAAUUAAUAGCAUGCAUUUAUUUAGUGAGUGUGACUAAUAUCCAUAACUUAGCAUGCAUUUAUAAACCCAGUGUAACCAAUAUUCAUAAUUUAGCAUGCAAUUAUAUAGGACCUCUGCAAAUGUUAAAAAAUGAAAGGGGGGAAAGGAGGUAUCAGAGGUUUUAUAUCCUUAAAGUUUUACAAAAAAAACAUUACGAACUACAGAAAACUACCCCAUUCCAAGAAUGAGUGAUUAAUGCAGAGUUCAUGCAUGGGCUGCUAUCCAAAAUACCCAACACUAACAUGCAUUCUGUAUAUACUUACAAACUGUUAUUACUUUGUGAGAUUUGUGUGUCAUCUUCGAGAUUCAAUGAAUUGCUGUUAAAAACAAUAAUUUAAUGUAUAGUAUUUUAACAGACAAAGGGAGAAUAUAAAUGGUGACAGAAAAAGAGAUCUCAUUACGAGCUAGAGGUGUUCAGAUAAGAGAGGUAUUGGAUAUACAGGUUAUACUGUACACUAUUUCAUGUAAAUAAAGUAUA
Owenia fusiformis is the source of this 3250-nucleotide messenger RNA. NCBI's taxonomy places the organism in Eukaryota, Metazoa, Annelida, Polychaeta, Sabellida, Oweniidae. The record is from the annotation of a GenBank genome assembly.